Messenger RNA from Temnothorax curvispinosus, 605 nucleotides. RefSeq names its product solute carrier organic anion transporter family member 5A1-like. The record is from RefSeq and is a predicted model, not a curated record. Lineage: Eukaryota; Metazoa; Arthropoda; Insecta; Hymenoptera; Formicidae. Gene Ontology annotation, molecular function: protein binding; serine-type endopeptidase inhibitor activity. Bases 108 to 476 code for a protein of 122 amino acids. The transcript is spliced from 5 exons.
AAUUAGUAGAUCGUCGAAGUCGAACUUCUGUAGAUCAUCUUGAGCGUAUAAGACGUCGCGCAACGUCGAUACUUGGCAAUCUCUUAUAUCAAGUAGACUUUAGCAAAAUGUUAUUUUAUUUAUCGCUGAUUGCUGUACCACCAUUUCUCAUUGCUGCAUUUCCACAAAAUUUGGAUAAUGCAGUUCAAGCAGAUGGCUUCGUUUUUGAUGGUGCAGUAGCUUCCGAGCAAUCUAAUGGAAGCCAAAGAAUUCCUUCAACAUCCACACCGACAAUUGUGACGUCUACUACUCUGACUAAUAAUGACAUAUACAAUGCAUGCUUAGAUAAUUGCCCGGUAACACACGAAUACAAUCCUGUUUGUGGUACAGACAACGUCGAUUACACUAAUCCAGGAGGAUUGGGUUGCGCGCAACGCUGUGGAAAAGAGGUGACACUAAAUCAUUAUGGACGCUGUUCAACAGGCAGAACUGGAUAACUUGCAAUUUUCAUUACACAAUACAAUUCAUGAUAAUAAAUGUUUUAAUGAAAGACUGGCAAGUAUAAGAAAAAUAAACAUAUUUACACACCGCUAUAUGUAUACAUAAUAUAUUCAAUGUAAGUGUAU